Molecule: messenger RNA, 738 nt
Organism: Paramecium sonneborni
Lineage: Eukaryota; Ciliophora; Oligohymenophorea; Peniculida; Parameciidae
Source: the annotation of a GenBank genome assembly
AUUUAAUAGAGAUGAUAGCAAGAAUUAUUGGAUUAGUGAUCAAUAUUUUAAGUUAUCUACCUGUGUACAUAUACAACUUGUUGUACAGCAGAUUUUACACAAAGUAUAAUAAGAAAUAAUAAUUAGAUGGACUUAUGUAAUGAUGUGUGAUAGAUUGGAAAAAAAGAUGGCAAAUGUAAAAAGAAUUUUGGAUGUAGGAGUAGGUACAGGACAUCCUAUGAAAUAAAUCAUAAAAAGGAUUCCUUAAAGAAUUCAUGUAGUUGGGAUAGAUAUUGAUACUAAUUAUUUGCGGUAAAAUAAAAGAUUAAUAUAUAUAGAUAUGCUAGACAAACAUUCAAAUAAUAUGAUAAUGUUGAGAUUAGAGAAUAAAAUUUUUAUGAUUUAGAAAACUCAAAAGAAUAAUAUGAAGCUUUGAUCUUCUCUUCAUCUUUCAUGAUUAUGCCAGAUAGAAUAAGAGCAUUAAGAAUAGCAAAAUAGAGAUUGAGUAAGGGUGGUUCAAUCUUUUUUUUAUUGACUUUAGAGCCAUACAAAAACUAUAAAACAGUGAUAAUCGAAAAAAUUAAGCCUCAUUUAAAAUACAUUACAACAAUAGAUUUUGGAAGCAUUACUUAUGAAAAAGAUUUUGAACUCAUGCUCAGAGAUGAAGGAUUAAAGAUUAUAUCUAAAGAAAAAGUUGCUAAAUAUAGUGUAUUUUUAGCAUUAUUCAAUAUGUUUGUAAUAGAGGCAGAAAUAAUAUGA